Molecule: messenger RNA, 732 nt
Organism: Dioszegia hungarica
Lineage: Eukaryota; Fungi; Basidiomycota; Tremellomycetes; Tremellales; Bulleribasidiaceae
Exons: 5
Coding region: 1-732 (243 amino acids)
Source: RefSeq, a predicted model, not a curated record
AUGGUGGGAGCAUCAAGGGAAGAGCUCGUCUCGGUGCCUGUGCUAGGUCCAGAAUGGCAAAAGUCGGAGCUGCACGAGCUAUCCCGCCGGGGCAAAUCGGCAGUACGCAAAGAGAAGCGUCAGCGGAUAUGGCGCGAGUGGACGCGGGACCAGCGAGGCGUCUGCGGUGUCACUUGGCUGACCCGUAAGAUGCUGGUCAUUAUACUGUCUUGCAUGGUUGUCGGGACCGCCCUCGUGCUGUUCUUCACCAUCCCCAGACCGCCCUCCUACUCUUUCUACGUUUCCCAGCCAUUCACAGUCAACAACUCGACUGUUCAGUUCGCACGCACACCUGCCAACUUUUCCUUUACAGGCAAUCUCAACAUCCUAGCCGACACGACAAGCUCAUACCUCCCCCUCCAAUACUCCGAUAUCUCAGUCCAGCUAUACCACCUUACGACAAACAAGCAGAUCGCAACCGGCAACUACGGCAAGAACAAGGUCAAGAAGGGGAAUCAGGAGCCUGUCUCCAUCCCUGUUCAGUUUUCGUACUCUGCCCCAAAUGCGACCGAUACGACCUGGAACGACAUCUACUCGGCCUGCGGGCACAUGUGGACAGGCACGGUACGACCACCAUUACGACUCCGACUCGUCCUGACCUCCAAUAUUGUCGGGCUUGUCACGAAGCCGGAAACGAGCACGCAGAUUAGCGAUGUGACGUGUCCGUUCGAGUUGUCUUCGAACUCUGUAUGA